CGGCCGCCGACAACGCCAUCUGUAAAUAGUAAUCAGAUGGUCCUUGUAAAUACAGGGUACGUACUACCUUUUUGGCCUUACAGUUUCAGGUAUUAAGGCAUGAGACGGCAUGGAGCCCCUAGGAGUUAAUCCCCAAAUAGUGGACGUGUGGUCCCUGCCAACAUGGGGAGCAACAAAGACGGGCACUCCUCCUCUACUCCCUCCACAGCCCACACCCAACCACACCACGCCUCCCUUCUCAGUCAACAAAGUUCUCAAUAACAAAAUAUGCCUCUGGCCAGGUGAUAUUACUCGUCUGAAUGCUGAGGGAAUUGUCCACAGCACUAAUGAAUCACUCAAUGAUCGUAAUGGCUACAGCGAAAGGCUACUGUUCAAAGCUGGACCUGAAUUGAAGAAUGAGCUUUAUAAUAAUGUUAAGAACUGCAAGACAGGGGAAGUACGCGUAACUGAUGGCUACAAACUCGCUGCCCGCUACAUCCUCCACACAGUUGGUCCGCGCUACAAUAUCAAAUACCAGACUGCUGCUGAGAGUGCCCUACACAAUUGCUACAGACGAACUUUACAAUGUGCACUGGAGAAGAAAAUGCGUUCUUUGGCAUUAUGUGUGAUCAACUCUGUGAGAAGAGGUUAUCCUCCAGACCAAGGAGCUCAUAUUGCUUUACGUACAGUAAGGCGAUUUUUGGAGCAUUGGGGACAAAGUGUGGAAAGGGUGAUCUUUGUUGCUGACAGCAUUGAUGUUAGUAUUUAUGAGAUUUUGAUGCCCCUCUACUUCCCGAGAUCUUCAGAAGAAGAAGAAUGUAGUCGUUACCUCUUGCCUACUGAUCUUGGAGAUGAAUACGGGGAACCUGUCAUUCCUGACCGCCAGAUCCGCAUCAUUGAUAAUCCCCAACAUAAAUAUGAAGACCUGAUACAAAUGAAACGAGAUGUGGAUGACUCGGCAGACUUGGCUACACAGUUCCAAUCAUCCGUGAGCAUUGGAGAUCAUGCUUUCUCCCAGAUGGAGGAAGACAUAGACAAGCAGCGUCUUCUAGGUGGUCAGCCAUCAUAUGCCACAGCUGAUCCAGAGACUGCCUCUAUGACCUCUGACCUCCAGCACAAGCAGAGGUAUGAGCGUCUGUUGCGGCGGGCCAAAAACGAGGACCUGAGUGAAGUGUCUGGGAUUGGUUGUCUGUACAAGUGUGGUGUGGACAAAUUUGGACGGCCUGUGGUCAUAUUCAUUGGCAAAUGGUUUAAAUUCAAUGAAAUAAAUUUGGAUAAGGCUCUAUUAUACCUAAUCCACUUGCUGGACCCACUUGUGCGAGGAGACUAUGUGGUCAUCUACUUCCACACCAUCACAGGGACAGAAAACCAUCCAUCCCUCUCCUGGAUCAGACAGGUCUACGAAGUUCUUGAGUACAAGUACAAGAAACACCUAAAAGCAUUUUACAUCGUUCACCCCACCUUGUGGACCAAGAUAAUGACCUGGUGGUUUACAACUUUUAUGGCACCACAGAUAAAGCACAAGGUUCACUCAGUACCAGGUGUGGAAUACUUGUAUGACAUUAUUGACCCAGAUCAGCUAGAAAUACCAGCCUACAUCACCGAACAUGACAUGACGAUCAAUGGGAUUCGCUACUACAGGCCUGGAUCUGCAUCAUCUUGAAGAGCUUUAAUAACCAAGCAGACAUGAAUACUGUAUUAUCUUUGCAAGGUUAAGAGAAUUCAGGAAGAGUAAUGCAGAUAAUUGUAUUAUUCAUUUUUUUCUUUGAUGACUGAAGAACUGUUAGGAAUGAUUCAUAGUUAGUGACAGUUGAAUUUUGAUUUAUUCAACUCAACAGCAAUACUGUACUAAAGAGGUAUGUCUCAUCAUGCUGAGCUUGAAAAUAACCCUAAUUUACCAUAUCCUAUUCUCUAGGUAUUGCCAUACCUUCCUUAAGUUGUGGCCUUAUUUUCAAAAGUUAGAAUGUUGUAAGAUCUCAAGCAAGAGUGUUUACAAACCUGGGCAUUCAUCUGAAAUAGCAUAUAAGUCUUGGGAUAAUGAGUUACAAUCAAAAAGGGAAUAUCUGACAUAUGAAUUACCUCAAAAUUCUCCCUUUCGUAAAUAUGGCUACACAAAAUGUUACAGGAAGAUCUAAUGCUCAAUAUCUCUGUAGAAAUAAUUUCUGUCUUGUUCUUUGUACUUCCCAAGUAAUAUUACUGCUUUGUUCAGGAUGUACACACCAGAACAAUCAGACAAAACAUCAGAAUUUGGAUGUAAAUGAACAUAUCUUGGUAGAUGCUGUGAUUUUAUUUUCUGCUACUCCAUAAUGGGGGUCACGGCCUCAAGUACUGCAAGCAUAUUUACUGAUACAAGGUUCACUUGCAAGGCAUUUUAUUGUGCAGUUCAGCUGACAAUGUCUUAAUAGUUUUUAGAGUUAUUUAUGAAAGCAUUUCAUCAAUCAAGGUAAUAGUUUUUCCUAUAUCUAUACAGUACGUAGUUAUGUUUUUAGACUGCACUGUACAAAAGGAUAUUUCAACGCUGAUUGCAGCUUCAAUAGGCACGGAGGUAUACUAUUACAAUUAUUCUUUUUAAGAAGGGCUUACCGUAUAUGUUGAAAUCUUUUGGUAUGCUGGAUAUAAAGGCCUAGUUUAGUAAAUUGGAGAAAUAAUUCUAAUAAUUAUACUGAACCACAAAUUUAAUGACUGUGCUUGAGUUGGUUCUUGGGUUAGUAAAAUAACAGCUGUAAGGAACUUAAAAUGUAUAUCAAGGAGCAGGUAAGUUGAGAUACUGAAUUAGAUUUCAAGGAAUUUUCCUGAUUCUUGUACAGUAGUAUAUUAUAAUGGAUUGAUUUUUUUUUAAGCCAGGACAAAUAAAAUGUCAUACUUGAAGGAGAUUUGCAGGUUAUAUGUGGUUAUUUUUACCUCUUUAUAUACUUGCUGUGCCAAACUGUUAAGGCUAUUGUUAUUACACAGAAGCAUUAUGUUAGAAAUGAGAAAAUAUUCACUGUACAUAAUUCCAGGGAAAAUAUCAUGACUAGAAUAUUCAGUAAUUUUUUAAGCACACAAAUUGAAGAUUGUCCUUACUAAAGUUACAAGAGUAAAAGUUUAAAACGAAUAAAAAAA
Messenger RNA from Homarus americanus (American lobster), 3081 nucleotides. It is a transcript of the gene Gdap2, whose product is annotated as protein GDAP2 homolog. The transcript is spliced from 14 exons. The record is from RefSeq and is a predicted model, not a curated record. The coding region runs from base 110 to 1642 and encodes 510 amino acids. Lineage: Eukaryota; Metazoa; Arthropoda; Malacostraca; Decapoda; Nephropidae.